Mangifera indica (mango) is the source of this 701-nucleotide messenger RNA. Its product is annotated as 18.5 kDa class I heat shock protein-like. NCBI's taxonomy places the organism in Eukaryota, Viridiplantae, Streptophyta, Magnoliopsida, Sapindales, Anacardiaceae. The coding region runs from base 124 to 588 and encodes 154 amino acids. The record is from RefSeq and is a predicted model, not a curated record. The transcript has a single exon. Gene Ontology annotation, biological process: response to salt stress; protein complex oligomerization; response to heat.
UUCCUUCUUCUUAUAAAAGCCCCAUCCCAUCACACACUCAUUUCACACCAUCAGAGGCAAUUUUCAAAGUUCAAGCAUCGAACUCAUCUGCAAUCAAUCAAAGACUCGCAUUUUUAGACACCCAUGUCACUGAUUCCAAGCUUAUUCGGCAACCAGCGCAACAAUGUCUUCGAUCCCUUCUCUCUCGAUGUUUGGGAUCCAUGUAAGGACUUUUCUCUAAUUUCCACUCGUUUCCCUCGGGAAACCUCUGCUUUUGUCAACACUCGGAUAGACUGGAUGGAAACCCCGGAGGCUCACGUGUUCAAGGCCGAUCUUCCAGGGCUCAAGAAAGAGGAAGUGAAGGUGGAGAUCGAAGAUAACAGCGUGCUUCAAAUUAGCGGAGAGAGGAAUGUUGAGAAGGAAGACAAGAACGACACUUGGCAUCGUGUGGAACGUAGUAGCGGCAAAUUCUCCAGGAGGUUUAAGCUACCGGAGAACGUGAAAUUGGAGCGGAUUAAGGCUUCUAUGGAGGACGGAGUUCUGACUGUGACUGUUCCUAAAGUUGAGGUUAAGAAACCUGAAGCUAAAGCCAUUGAAAUCUCUGGUUGAAAUACUGAAAUAGAGCUGUGUUUAAGAACAAUGUAAUGGAUUGUCUUGUCUACAUAAAUUGUGUGCCUCUAUAUGGAUUUCGCUAAUAAAUAACGAUGUAAUGUUGUUCUGAA